Messenger RNA from Spodoptera littoralis (African cotton leafworm), 1125 nucleotides. The record is from the annotation of a GenBank genome assembly. Lineage: Eukaryota; Metazoa; Arthropoda; Insecta; Lepidoptera; Noctuidae.
AUGUCCCAAACUCUUACAUUCGGUGACUCAUGUGCACCGGUGACUUGUCAUGCAUGGAACAAGGAUAGAACUCAAAUAGCAUUUUCUCCGAACAACAAUGAAGUCCAUAUCUAUCAAAAGGAAGGAAAUGAUUGGAAGCAAACAAACAACCUGGUUGAGCAUGAUUUGAAGGUGAUGGGCAUUGACUGGGCACCAAACACCAACCGCAUUGUCACCUGCUCUGUUGACCGCAAUGCUUAUGUCUGGACCCAGGGAGAUGAUGGCAAGUGGACUACAACACUUGUCCUUCUCCGUAUCAACCGAGCUGCCACCUGUGUCAAAUGGUCACCCAUGGAGAACAAGUUUGCUGUUGGUUCAGGAGCCAGGUUAAUCUCUAUCUGUUAUUUUGAAAAAGAAAACAACUGGUGGGUGUCCAAGCACAUCAAGAAGCCAAUUCGCUCAACUGUGACCAGCAUUGACUGGCACCCAAACAACAUACUGUUGGUUGCUGGUUCAGCUGACUUUAAAGUGAGGGUGUACUCUGCAUACAUCAAGGAUAUUGAAGAUCAGCCUGGACCUAAUGUCUGGGGCACCAAGCUUCCUUUGGGACAAAUGUUGGCUGAAUUCCCGAAUUCACCCAAUGGUGGUGGAUGGGUGCACAGUGUGUCUUUCUCAGCAGACGGGAAUAAAGUUGCAUGGGUGGGACAUGAUAGCUCCAUAAAUGUAGCUGAUGCUACUCAAGGAAAAGCUAUCAUAAAAUUGAAGACUGAGUACUUGCCUUUCCUGGGAUGCAGUUGGGUAACCAACAACUCCCUGGUUGUGGCAGGACAUAGCUGCAUUCCUCUAAUGUAUUGCCAUGAAGGUGAUCAGAUUAAGUUUGUUGCCAAGUUGGAUAAUACUCAGAGAAAGGAGUCUGGUGGACUAUCUGCCAUGAAGAAGUUCCAGUCUCUGGAUCGCCAAGCACGCAUUGAAACCAAUGAUACUUUCCUGGAUUCUAUUCACCAGAAUGCCAUCACUUCCAUCCGCAUUUUCGAAGGUAGCAAGGCUAAUACCCAUAAGUUCAGCACCACUGGACUGGACGGACAGCUGGUCAUCUGGGACUUGGACUCCUUGGAGAGGUCCAUUGAGGGACUGAAGAUUGUUUAA